CUGCCACAUAUGCCUCAUAUAAGUGAAUGCCUGAUGAAGAGAAGCUUGAAACCCACUGAUCUCAGAGACAUGACUAUCGGGCAGCUACAAGUGAUAGUCAAUGAUCUCCACUCACAGAUAGAAAGCUUGAACGAGGAGCUGGUACAGCUGCUGCUCAUCCGGGACGAGCUGCACACGGAGCAGGACGCCAUGCUGGUGGACAUCGAGGACCUGACCAGACACGCUGAAAGUCAGCAGAAGCACAUGGCAGAGAAGAUGCCAGCGAAGUGA
Antrostomus carolinensis (chuck-will's-widow) is the source of this 270-nucleotide messenger RNA. Its product is annotated as schwannomin-interacting protein 1. The annotation marks the transcript as partial. The record is from RefSeq and is a predicted model, not a curated record. The transcript has 3 exons. Gene Ontology annotation, cellular component: cell junction; plasma membrane. NCBI's taxonomy places the organism in Eukaryota, Metazoa, Chordata, Aves, Caprimulgiformes, Caprimulgidae. Gene Ontology annotation, biological process: positive regulation of hippo signaling.